CAGAACCACGAGUCGCAUCCUCGUGAACAUCAAAAACAACCCCAGACCGAAACCAGUCGCCUGCAACCAACCGCGUGAUGGCAAUGGCAUCUCUUUGACAUACUGUGACGCUUCCCCGACCUCGAAUUCGACUCUUUCUUGAAUUGCCGGAGCUCAGUGAUCAGCCCCAGGUUGUUCCCGUCAGACCCCUCGCUGUCGAGACCACUGCACGCGAGCAGCCUCUUCCCUCCUUGGACUCUGUCUACAUCUCUUAAACCAGACUCACCUGUUGACUUCUCGAGAUCCGACACAUGACGGCCAGGCACAACACCGAAUCUCUGUUUUUCUCCGCUCCCGUCACUUCUCCCUCCCGCCUACUGCCAAUACGAACCAUCGCAAGAUCAUAGAACACGCCCCCUAUCGACUACGAAUUAACCCCCGUCCUCUUACCUCCCGAUGACGACCGCUGUGGCGUCGCCCCCUAGCUUCCCAAAUAUAUCCAGGCUCAAUUGGAAUGGUCUAAGCGGCACAGGAGGUGGGUUUUCCGCAAUGAGCACUGACGAAGUGUCUCGGAUGUUUUUACCUCAGCGUAAGACUGUGCAGAGGAGCAAUUCGUCUUCAUCACUCUCAUCCACAAGUUCUUCUGGGUCAACGGUCACCCUUACCCAGAAUGACGGCUCGUCAGAACCCGCUCACGGACCAAAGAAAAAGGCAAGGGGAGGGUUCUGGCCUGUUUCAAAAUCGGAAUCGACAGCGAGUGUCUCCAAUGCGCGGGCAAACGGGUCGCUUCAGACCGCUAUUGGAAACUCUUUGGUAGGAAAGAGUCCAGUACAGCCAGCGCUGCCCAACCCAAGCCCUACUGCUCAAGUCAAUGGGACAAGGAUCGUGAAUGGAGCGGUCACUGGUGAGCCAGCGGCAAUUUUAGCGCUGUUACCGAUGAAUGGAACGUUCGAGAGGAAACAAAUCAAUCUUCCCUUCUAUCCAGAAGUACUUCGGAUAGGCCGACAAACGAAUGCGAAGACUGUUCCAACUCCGGUGAACGGAUAUUUCGACUCCAAGGUCCUGUCACGACAACACGCUGAGGUGUGGGCCGACCGGAGUGGGAAGGUGUUCAUUAGAGAUGUCAAAUCAUCAAACGGCACAUUUGUCAACGGACAGCGACUUUCACCAGAAAAUCGAGAAUCUGAGCCUCAUGAACUCCGCCAACACGACACACUAGAAUUAGGCAUUGAUAUCGUCAGUGAAGAUCAAAAGACCAUUGUUCACCACAAAGUCUCAGCCAAGGUUGAAUAUGUGGGUCUGCCUGGGACGACCAACAACGUGCUCGACCUUACUUUUGGCGACUUGGAUCCUUCUCAUGGCGGUGCUCUAUUGCCAUCACCUGUAAGUUCACCAAUGCUUCACAGUCGAAGCCGGCCCGGGGGACCGGCUACGAAUGGACGGGCUUCGGCACCUUCAAGCGUUGCAGGCAGCCAGAUGAGUUCGAUUGCGCAGCAACGGAUGAACAUGUGGGGGGCCACGCCGUUGAAUGUGGAACAACUGGUCAAGACACUCGCCAUGGAGAUGCGGGCAGCAAGACAGCAGGCGGAGGAACUCGACCAGGCUGGCGCUUUUCUGAACUCGUUGUUGACACCAGGAGCUGAGGCUCCUCGGCUUCAGCCCACGUCAAAAGAAGUUGCUCCUCAACGGCAAUCCAACGGACGUGCGAAAGCCCCCAAGAUGGAGCAUAUGGCCCGCUUCGCCGAUCCCCCAGCACCACCGCCACAACAACCGCUCCCGGAGAAGCCAGACACCUCGAAAGCAAGCCCUGUCGCAACUUCAUUCACGAAUCUUCUGAAGCGCAGCGAAACCGCCAAACAAGCGAACAAUGCGUCACAUUCUCCUACCAAUGCUCAAAACAGUCAAAUGCUGUCUCUCAUUGAGGCGCUAUCUAUUGCCAAAAAGGAACUCGACUCUCAGGGAGCUCGCGUGAAGCAACUGGAAGAUAUGCUCAGGCAGGAAAGGUCUGCCAGAGAGGAUGCUGAGGAACGAGCUCGGAAGCUCGAACAACAUGCGGCAUCACGACCAAUCUCAGCCGUUGAAGAGGAAUCAGAGACACCGAUAGAUUCCAAUCACGACAAAAAGGCUGUUGAAGAGGAGGCAGGACAUGACACGGACGGCGAGCUUGAUGCAAGAACGAAGAAUCUACAACAGAAUCUAGACCAAGUCUUAGGAGAGAUGCAGAGACUAAAAGCAGACGUGGACCAAUUUCAGCGUCGCGCAGAGACAGCGGAAGCCGAUGCAGCCAACGCCCGGAAAAGCCUCGCCGAGAUGAUUGAUAAGAUCCGAGAAGAGAAUGAGAAAGCAGAAUCGUCCGCAAGGAAGUCUCAUGAACGACAAUCAGACGCCCAGGAGGAUGAGAGCGCCGAGGGCACUGGGGCAGAAGUCGAGGAGCUGAGCUCGAAACCCGUGGUCAAGUUUGCACAAGCGAAUGGGCACGUCCGCGCACCAAGGCUACCUGAGCAUCUUGAACGGGCCGUGGCAACAGUUCUACGGGACAAAGGCGGCAAUUCAGACGCUAUUGCUCAGUCAGCACCAUAUGUGUCUAUGCUGGGGGUGGUCCUGAUUGGAGUUGGAUUAAUGGCCUAUCUCAACUCCUGGCAAAAGUCGGAGAGAUGACGCAUCGACGCAAGAAAACCGGGAUUUUCAUUUCGUUGGACAUACUACCUCCUUCAUUUCUUUAGUCGGGUCAUCGGUGCCCCAAGUCUCACUCGUUUUCUCUCCAGCAUGGUAUCGGGCGUGGCGUUAGAAAUGGACAGACUCAGUUCCAAGGGCGGAGAUACUGCCCAUGUUCGGCUGGGGGCCAUACACAGGCCCAUGUCGAAAUGGUCGCGGAGCACGGCGUCAAAGAUGUGUCAAAAUGGAGCGUCAAUAUCUUCAUGGCUGAGGCCACAGCAAACCAGCAAACAGAUUGUGGGCGAGGCGUUGGUCAUGGAAUGCAUGAGAAAAAGAUCUGGGCGGGAUAGGCGUCAUGUAUAUAUGCACGUCGAGUUAGGAUUGUUGUCAGCCUUAUUGCUCUUUUUCGAGGCCCUCGAGGCUAAGACAAGGUCCGACGAGUCCAGUCCAGCGAGCUAACAUGAAAUGAUGAUACGAGCUUCAAGAACCGCCACGGCAAGGCUUUUAGCGUAUUUUAUUCGUAUUGGAUCUUCU
Messenger RNA from Cladophialophora immunda, 3168 nucleotides. RefSeq lists its product as uncharacterized. The record is from RefSeq and is a predicted model, not a curated record. The transcript has 3 exons. Gene Ontology annotation, molecular function: protein binding. Bases 436 to 2637 code for a protein of 733 amino acids. Lineage: Eukaryota; Fungi; Ascomycota; Eurotiomycetes; Chaetothyriales; Herpotrichiellaceae. Gene Ontology annotation, cellular component: cytoplasm.